AUGAAGGAGAAAUCCAAAACCGCCGCCAGGACCAGACGGGAAAAGGAGAACAGCGAGUUUUACGAGCUGGCCAAGAUGCUGCCGUUGCCGUCGGCCAUCACCUCCCAGCUGGACAAAGCCUCCAUCAUUAGGCUGACCACCAGCUAUCUCAAAAUGAGGAUCGUCUUCCCCCAGGGUCUGGGCGAGGCCUGGGGUCACGCCAGCAGAACGAGAUCUCUGGACAACGUCGGACGGGAGCUCGGAUCCCACCUGCUGCAGACACUGGACGGCUUCAUCUUUGUCGUGGCUCCAGAUGGAAAGAUCAUGUACAUCUCGGAGACGGCGUCGGUCCAUUUGGGACUAUCUCAGGUAGAGCUGACCGGGAACAGCAUUUACGAGUACGUCCACCCGGCGGACCACGACGAGAUGACGGCGGUGCUGACGCCCCACCAGCCCUGCCACUCCCACUUCCUCCAAGAAUACGAGAUGGAGCGCUCCUUCUUCCUGCGGAUGAAGUGCGUGCUGGCUAAAAGAAACGCCGGCCUGACCAGCGGGGGAUACAAGGUGAUCCACUGCAGCGGCUACCUGAAGAUCCGCCAGUACAGCCUGGACAUGUCCCCGUUCGAGGGCUGCUACCAGAACGUGGGGCUGGUGGCGGUGGGCCACUCGCUGCCCCCCAGCGCCGUCACCGAGAUCAAGCUGCACAGCAACAUGUUCAUGUUCCGGGCCAGCCUGGACAUGAAGCUCAUCUUCCUCGACUCCAGGGUGGCGGAGCUGACUGGUUAUGAGCCGCAGGACCUGAUAGAGAAAACCCUGUACCACCACGUCCACAGCUGCGACACCUUCCACCUGCGCUGCGCGCACCACCUCCUGCUGGUGAAGGGACAAGUUACCACAAAGUACUACCGCUUCCUGGCCAAGCAGGGCGGCUGGGUGUGGGUCCAGAGCUACGCUACGAUCGUCCACAACAGCCGGUCCUCCCGACCCCAUUGUAUCGUCAGCGUGAACUACGUCCUCACGGAUACCGAAUACAAAGGAAUGCAGCUGUCCUUGGACCAGAUGAGCCCCAGCAAGCCGGUGUUCCCCUACGCCACCAGCCACGCCGAGGACAGGAAGACCACCAAGUCACGCCUGACCCAGACAAAGGCCAAAACCAGAGUGUCCCCCUACCCACAGUUUUCAGCCUUCAACCCUGAGCGUUCGGAGUCAGAUCAGGACAGCCAAUGGGGAGGGAGCCCACUGACGGAUUCUGCCUCCCCCCAGCUACUGGACCAUGGGGAGGCAGCGGAGGCCUCUUGUGCCUAUAGACUGUAUCCGGACUCGGGCUCUCUGUGCUACGGCCUGGGCCUAUCAGAGGAGGACCUCGCCCACGCCCAAGCACACCCUCACACCACCGCCUGCGACCGUGCCCGCUGCCAGGGCGGACGCUACUUCCUGGGAACCUCCCAGCCGGGGCGAGAGGCAUGGUGGGACGCCACGCGCUCUGUUCUCUCCUUGCCAAAAUCCUCAAUGGAGAAUAACGAGGGCUACGACAUCACAUCCUACCACGGCACCAUCCACGGCCGGGGCCACUGGGAUGAGGAGAGUGUUGUGAGCUCCCCUGACGGAGGUGGCUCGACGAGUGACUCGGGGGAGCGGUACCACGCCGAUCACUUCCGGUCCAGCCCCCAGGAGCCCAGCAAGAUGGAGACUCUGAUCCGGGCCACGCAGCAGAUGAUCAAAGAGGAGGAGAGCCGUCUGCAGCAGCACAAGGGGCCCCUGGAUGUGCCGGGCCUCACCAAGGCUCACAGCCCGUGCUUCACACCCUCCCUACCCCUCGCCCAGCCUGCCAUGCCCAGCGUGGUCUGCCGUGGCCCGGGAGCUGCCAGCAUCGACCUCACCUCGGAACGCCUCCACCAUCGGGAAAGUAACAAAGUGCCGGGUCCCCGAGACAACGACGACAACACAAACAGUCCAGCUUCUCUGUCUCGUCUCAGCAGCCCCAGCUCCGAUGGGCUCUCCAGGUCAGGGCUGUCCCUCACCAAAGACUACAUGCAGACCGAUCUGUCCCCCCACCAUCCGCAGGCCCAGGGGAGCCCGCUGCUCUAUCCCGCCCAUGACAGACAGCCGCUGGAUAGGCAAGCCGCCUACGCGUUGACUGGGUACUCCCUGGAGCAUCUGUACGAUCCAGAGAGCCUGCGGAGCUACCCGGGCCUGGGCUGCGGAGGAGUCCAGUAUGACAUGGCCUCCCACAUGAGGAUGCAGGUGGACCAGAUGCAGGGGCACAAGGCCACGUCCGUCAUCAUCACCAACGGGAGCUGA
Lampris incognitus (smalleye Pacific opah) is the source of this 2280-nucleotide messenger RNA. RefSeq names its product single-minded homolog 1-like. Gene Ontology annotation, molecular function: protein dimerization activity; RNA polymerase II transcription regulatory region sequence-specific DNA binding; DNA-binding transcription factor activity, RNA polymerase II-specific. Gene Ontology annotation, biological process: regulation of transcription by RNA polymerase II. The transcript is spliced from 11 exons. The coding region runs from base 1 to 2280 and encodes 759 amino acids. Lineage: Eukaryota; Metazoa; Chordata; Actinopteri; Lampriformes; Lampridae. The record is from RefSeq and is a predicted model, not a curated record.